CUGUUUGUGCUCUCUGUUAUUUCUACUACCUGAGUGUCUCAGUACACCUUCACCGUCACUGUCCCAUGUAAAGGAAUGCUUCAGGACAUGGCAGCAAGAAAACCUACAGGUGUACUUGUUCUUCAUGUUAUUUUCCUUUGUGGUUCUACACUCUGCAUGCCCACAGCCAAACUAUUAGACUAUGAUGUGGACGGAGGGCGGGACCUUGACAUCUUUGACAUCAACGAAGAGGCAGGGCUCAAUCUUGUGGAGGGAGAUAUCGUGCUCGAUGAGAAGCAAACUCGCAAUUCAAUAAUAGGGGAUGAGUACAGGUGGCCAAAGACGAUUCCAUACUACAUGGAGGAUGACUUAGAGAUCAAUGCGAAAGGUGUAAUACUGAAGGCCUUUGAGCAAUAUCGGCUCAAGACCUGCAUCGACUUCAAGCCUUGGAGUGGAGAGGCAAACUACAUAUCCAUCUUCAAAGGAAGCGGCUGUUUCUCCUCUGUGGGAAACCGGAAAGUGGGGAAGCAGAGAUUGUCCAUUGGGAGAAACUGCGACCGCAUCGCCACCAUUGAACAUGAGUUCCUUCAUGCUCUGGGUUUCUGGCACGAGCAGUCCAGAUCAGACCGUGAUGAUUACGUCAAAAUCAUGUGGGACCGCAUCUCUGAGGGUAAAGAACACAACUUUAACACCUACGAUGACACCACCUCUAGCUCUUUGGGUGUGCCCUACGAUUACGGAUCCAUGAUGCACUACAGCAAAAAUGCCUUCCGCAACGGCACUGAGCCAACCAUUGUCACCAAGAUCCCCGCUUUCAGCGACGUCAUUGGCCAGCGGAUGGAGUUCAGUGACAGCGACCUGCUCAAGCUGCACCGCCUCUAUAACUGCACACAGGGAUCCACCUUCCUGGACUCAUGUGACUUUGAACGUGAAAACAUCUGCGGCAUGAUCCAGGGUCAGGGGGAUGAGGCCGACUGGGUCAGGGUUGACAAAGCUGCAGGAGGGCCCGACACUGACUACUCCAACAUGGGCAAAUGCACAGGCUCGGGGUAUUUCAUGCACUUUAACACUGGCACGGCCAACAACGGGGACACGGCUCUGCUGGAGAGCAGGAUCCUUUACCCCAAAAGAGGAUACCAGUGUCUGCAGUUCUUCUAUUACAACAGCGCUGGCACCACUGACACUCUGAAGAUACAUGUCCGAGAGUAUGACAGUGAUAACCCCAACGGAAAACUGCGCUUAAUAAAGACCGUAGAUGGAUCCCCUCAGGAGCUGUGGCAGCUGCACCACGUAAGUUUAGAUGUCAAAAAGAAAUUCCGUGUUGUCUUUCAAGGGACCAAGGCAGGUCCCGGGCCCUCAGUAGGUGGACUUUCCCUGGAUGAUAUCAACCUCUCUGAGACCACCUGCCCAGAGUUUGUGUGGCGUGUGAAAAACUUCAGUCAUGUUAUGGACAGCACGCCAACAAACACACCUAUCUUCAGCCCCCCAUUCACCUCUAAGGAGGGUUACAGCUUCCAGAUGACGCUGUAUCCCAACGGGAUGGAUGGGUACCCCGGUGAGCUGUCAACAUACGCUCACCUGGUGUCCCGGGAAAGGGACACUGGGCAGAAAUGGCCGUGCCCCUGGAAACAGAUGACUAUGAUGCUUAUGGACCAGCACCCACACAUUCAAAAGCGCAUGUCUAACCAGCGCAGUGUCACAACUGACCCAAACAUGAAGCUGACAGGCUCUGACCUAUUUUUCUGGGACGACCCUCGCAAGGUGGGCACUGAGAUCACAGAUUCGGAUGGGUCCAAGUAUUUCAGAGGGCCAGGUGCUGGGACUGCAGUGUAUCUAACCCACCUCAGAGCAAAUAGCAGGGACUUUAUAAAGGGAGGAGAUGCCAUCUUUCUUCUCACUAUGGAGGAUGUGUCUCAUCUGACAGUGACCCAGCCUCUGCCUUCCGCAACCCCAACCCCUCCUUCAACAACCCCCCAUUCAACAACCCCCUCUGAAGUCUGCCUCAAUGUGGAGUGUCUAAAUGACGGAGUCUGUGUGGUGGAUGAGGGGAAGGCCGCUUGCAGGUGUGUGGUGGGUGAUGACUGGUGGUACUAUGGGGGCAGCUGUCAGCACAAAGGCUCCAACAAGGAUAAAACCACCCUGGCACUCGCCUCCUCUCUGUCCGUCCUCGGAGCGAUGCUGUUGAUUACGGCAGUCAGUGUCGUCUGUGUGAAGAAGAAGUAUAAGAAGCGAGGAAACGACAGCAGGGUCAUUAUGGAAAACGUGAUGACCAGUGAGAGGAUGUAGUGGGAGACUGACAUGUCCAAAUACAGCAUGAAGAAAAUACGUUGUUUUUCAGUGCAAUGUCUAUGAUUAAAUGUCAAUGUAAAGCAGGUUUUAAAGUAGUAACGCUUUAAACUCUUUAGUUCCAAGAUUCUGCCAUGACAAACUGUAGAUUGUAAUAUUAGAUGAGAUCGCCCCCUUCUGGUCAUUCUACAUAAAAACACUUCAGCAAUCCAGGAUUAUAGUAUGUAAAUAAACUCUUUCCAACUUCUAAAGUCUUACAUGAAUGUUUUAAUACCAAGUAAAGAAUGAUUAUUAAAAUCAGAUCCAAGA
Messenger RNA from Labrus bergylta (ballan wrasse), 2574 nucleotides. It is a transcript of the gene mep1bb, whose product is annotated as meprin A subunit beta b. Gene Ontology annotation, biological process: proteolysis. Lineage: Eukaryota; Metazoa; Chordata; Actinopteri; Labriformes; Labridae. Gene Ontology annotation, molecular function: zinc ion binding; protein binding; metalloendopeptidase activity. The record is from RefSeq and is a predicted model, not a curated record. Gene Ontology annotation, cellular component: membrane.